Spodoptera littoralis (African cotton leafworm) is the source of this 723-nucleotide messenger RNA. NCBI's taxonomy places the organism in Eukaryota, Metazoa, Arthropoda, Insecta, Lepidoptera, Noctuidae. The record is from the annotation of a GenBank genome assembly.
AUGAACAACUACUUGACGUAUCUCUCUUUCUUCGCUGUCGUUUUGGGCGCGAAAUCCGCAUCGGCCCCCUUCAUAAAGCCAUGUAAAUCUGGGGAUAAUGCGUGCGUGCUUGCGUCCGCGCAGGCGGCUGUACCAAUCAUGGCGGUUGGGAUCCCAGAGUUGGGGAUCAAGCCGCUGGACCCCAUGAAGUUUGACGAGAUCAAGGGAGACCAAGCAGGCUUGACUCUGAAGUUUACGGACACAACAGUGACUGGGAUGAAGGGGUGUACUGUGGAUGGUGUCAAACACGACCUGAGCAAAUCCAAGCAGUCCAUCACAAUUAGGUGCAGCGUGGAUUUAAACGGAGACUACAAGCUGGGUGGGCAACUGCUGGUGCUGCCCAUUAGGGGAGAGGGGAAAUACCAUAUUAAUAUCCGUGAUAUAGUGAUUAAAGCCAGCAACGCGCUAGUGACGGUCGACGGCGAUGAUGGCAAGAAGCACUGGCACAUCGACAACUGGCAUUUCACUCAUCAGGUCAAAACUGGUGCAGUCUUCAAUUUCGAUAACCUUUUCAAUGGAAAUAAGAUUUUGGCUGGGCCUGUAGAAGACUUCGUUAAUACAAACUGGCGUGAUGUAAUGCGUGAGAUAGCUCCCCCAAUCGUUCACGCCAUUGUUGCGCGUGUUGUGGAAGAUGUAGAAGCACUGUACAAGGCUGUGCCCGCAGAAGAACUUUAUAUUCCAUAA